Molecule: messenger RNA, 261 nt
Organism: Desarmillaria tabescens
Lineage: Eukaryota; Fungi; Basidiomycota; Agaricomycetes; Agaricales; Physalacriaceae
Exons: 1
Source: RefSeq, a predicted model, not a curated record
GAAACACAGCGCAAGAGGAGACGACUCUCAGCACCGAGACCCUUCCCGAUAGUCCCAGCGUCCGUCUCUGCCACAGGCCCACGUUCAGCGCAUAAAGAAGGGAAGAACCUCAUCUGCAUAACACGCAAGACAGCCUUGGGAGCGUAUAUGCGGCGGUGCAAGGACCUCGUUCUAAAAGAUGGGUACGGAGGGGAGGAGGAUGGAGAUAUCACGUACGAGACGAGGGGAAAGUCGACGUUGAGUGGUGUUGACGUUCGAUAG